Blepharisma stoltei is the source of this 1359-nucleotide messenger RNA. NCBI's taxonomy places the organism in Eukaryota, Ciliophora, Heterotrichea, Heterotrichida, Blepharismidae. The record is from the annotation of a GenBank genome assembly.
AUGUAUGGAAGCUUAAUUCAGUCUGAAAAUGAAACUGAUCCUCUACUACUCAUCAAUCGGUCCAAGCUCAACAAAAUCUUCUCAAGACACAUUCCAGGGCGUGAUGGAAAAAUAUCUCCACAAGAAGUCAUAAAAUUUUGCAAAAACGUCAGAAUUUUCCCAGUAAGCUUUAUCCAGGAUUUAAUCCAAAUGAUCGAGCUCAAAAAAAUGAUAUGCCUAAUACAAUAAAUAAAUACGCUCAUACUAAGUAAACCAUCAUCAGUAGGCAUGCUUUUAUUCAUUAUAUUAGGUACAAGAAAACUCUGCUCGUCAAAUAAAUUUUCAUAUCAAAAUUUUGAAACUUUAUUCAAGCUAAUUGCAGAUCAAGCUUUCAAUACCAACGCACCAAUUAACGACAAAUUAUUUAAUUUAAUUUAAAUUAAUCAUAAUUAUUUCUAUUGAAAAAAUCAGACUAUUUAGCCUAAAAAAGUAUAAGAAUGCUGUUCAUUCACAUCCGAAAUUCAUGUAAAAUGCAUUAUCAGGUCUCUUUUACAUUUGACGUGAAAAAAGAAAAUUCAAGGACUCCUUUGUCGAGUGAAGAAUCAAUGCAGGACAUCCCUGAGAGCGAAUUAAAAAGCUUAAACUGCUCAAGAGAAAUAAAAAAUGACAAAAAUUCAGGAAUUAAGUACUCAACAAAAUUUAUCACAGGAAUUAAAAGAUUUUCUAGUAUUUCUCCACAAAGAGCUCUGUCGAAAUCGCCAAAUAUGUCUCAGAUAGCUAGAAGUGAUACUAAAGAAUCAAGAGGGAUUACCAUUUCUCCAGCACCAUUUCUGGAUAUCUCUGAAAAAUCGUCACCUUGUAAUAUAAGUAGAACACCCCUUGCUACAACGUUUAGUUCAGCUAUUAUUCCAUGUGAUAAAAGUGUAAUCAAAAGUAUAAAGCUUGAUAAAAGCGCUAUAGCAAUGCCGAAGUCUAAUUCAUACUUAAAAAUAAGGGCACAUUUAAGGGCGCUUUCUAGUGGAAUUGUUGAAAAUCCUAAUGUUUUCAUAGUAAAUAUGGAUUUUUUUAUGUUUUUUUGAAAAAAAGAAUAGACAGAUGGGAAGGUAUAUAAUAAGAAACGAUUCUCCAGAAACAAAGAAGCAAGUAUUUUCGAUUGAAAAAGCAAAAGAAGUGCUAGGGAGCUUUAAAGAAAAACAUAAAAGUAUCUUGUUAAGCCAGCCAAAGAUUAAGCAGGCCAUAACUUUAAAACAAAGCAGCUACAUAGAAAGGAUAAGAAAUCAGUAUUUUUCGCCUUUGUUUGUCAAAACUGCGAUUUUUAAUGCUUGGAAAAGUUUAAGAAAAAAUCAUCAGCCACAAAUUCUGCUAGAUAAAUCUUCAUAA